This is a messenger RNA of Drosophila novamexicana, 1874 nucleotides long. RefSeq names its product negative elongation factor D (gene TH1). Lineage: Eukaryota; Metazoa; Arthropoda; Insecta; Diptera; Drosophilidae. Gene Ontology annotation, biological process: negative regulation of transcription elongation by RNA polymerase II. The record is from RefSeq and is a predicted model, not a curated record. The transcript has 5 exons. Gene Ontology annotation, cellular component: nucleus; NELF complex. Gene Ontology annotation, molecular function: RNA binding. The coding region runs from base 52 to 1788 and encodes 578 amino acids.
AUAUAAUAAUAAUAAGAUAAAAAGUUUUUAAUUAGCGAAUAUAGUGUAGAAAUGGAAGUGGAAUACGAUGAUUCCGGCUGGCAGGGCCGUACAAAACAACAGUCAACUACCGAGGAACUUCACGAAGAUAAUCCACAAAAAACGAUACAAGAAUGCUUAGAAAAAUUUCUAACACCCGACUACAUAAUGGAGCCUGGGAUUUUUACACAGCUCAAACGCUACUUCCAAUCCGGCGGCUCUCCAGAAGAAGUGAUUUCAAUGUUAUCUGAAAACUAUAAAGCGGUGGCCCAGAUGGCAAAUCUGUUGGCCGAGUGGUUAAUUCUAGCCGGUGUGAAGGUAACGGAGGUCCAGGCGAUGGUAGAGAACCAUUUAAAGGAAAUGAUUCUGAAGUCGUUUGAUCCGAAAAAAGCGGAUACGAUAUUCACCGAGGAGGGUGAGACGCCGGACUGGCUGACAGAAAUGAUCGAUCAUUAUACGUGGCGAUCUUUGAUAUAUCGACUAGCUGAAGAAUAUCCGGAUUGUCUGAUGCUCAACUUUACAAUUAAGUUAAUAUCAGAUGCCGGAUUCCAAAGUGAAAUCACGUCUAUCUCUACGGCCGCCCAACAGAUUGAAGUGUUUUCCCGCGUUCUCAAAACAUCAAUUGUUAAAUUUCUGAAUAAUCCCGACGAUGUGCACGGCGCCAUUCAGGAGUGCGCCCGGAUGGUGUGCCACGGCCAGCACACGUAUGUCUACUCGCAGGUGUUGAUACAAGUGCUCAGUCAGGAACAGAAAGGCGGCUUCAAUAUGAAACGGUUAUCCCAGGAAAUCAUCAAAUACGCCUUACAAAACAAUCAGAAUGUGACGCCUAUAACAAUGGCUCUGAAUGGCUCGGCGGUAUAUCCGCAGGCGUGUCAGGCGCUUACCUCGAUGUUAACGCGCAAUACCCUAAAUCCAGCUGAUAUAACCGUUCUGUUUCGUAACUAUUCGGGCUCGGAUCCGCCACCGAUAGACCUCAUACGGAAUCCGCAGUUUUUGGAGCUAUUGGUUGAUGCGCUUUUUCGUUCUGGUGUCAAAAUCAAUCCGGAACAUAAGCCCAAAUACGUUUUCCUGCUGGCCUAUGCUUCCUCUGUUAUUGACCAGCCCGCAAAGAAGAGGCCCUUGACCGAAAGAACCCUAAAUAAAGACGAACUGAAGAGCACCAUUCAGGCCAUUGAAAAAGCGCACGCUAUUUGCAAUGUAGACCAGGGCUCCACUGAACUUAUAGCCGAGCUGCAGACUCUUUACAAUUGCAUAAAGUAUCCAGUUGUCGGUGUUGGUGUAAUCCGAUGGAUAGAAAAUGUUGUAAUGGAGCCAUCCUACUUUAAACUAUCUACGGACAGCUGUCCCACGCAUUUGGCGGUGCUCGAUGAAGUAGCUGGGGUGCAUCCAACAUUGCAGCAGCAAAUACUUUUUCUACUUAUCCGUUUAUUCGAAUCCAAGCAGGAUGAAUUGGAGAUACUUGUGCAACUAGAAAUGAAAAAGAUGAUUCUAGAUCGUAUGGUUAAUCUGCUGACACGCGGCUGCGUUGUUCCAGUGCUGCGAUACAUCAAGCAAUGCUGUGCCAUCGAGGACACGGACAUUUCAUUGAUUCGGUACUUUGUUACCGAAGUGCUUGAGACAAUAACACAUCCCUAUUCGGCAGAGUUUGUGCAACUCUUUCUGCCGAUGGUUGAAAAUGAGGAGAUAACUGGCACGAUGCGCGGCGAAGGCGAUAAUGAUCCCGUCUCGGAAUUCAUUGUUCACUGUAAGGCGCAUUAUACCACUGUAUAGCAGACAAUUUUUUAGCAAUUUAAGUACAAAAUUUUUUUACUAUAAGCCCACAUUCAUGUAUGUAAAUCAGUAAAAGUCCAGUUUUC